CGUUAAAUCAAAUCAAGCUAGAUAAGUGGGGAGUUAGCUAGGCUUAAAAGGCUGUAUUUUACUCAAGAAAAAUUCUUUGCUUCAGGUCUCAUUUUAUGUUAGAUUACCCCGCAGCGCUUAUUUUUAGAUAUCUCCAACCCCACAUGCCUGCCACUAGACAGGCACUGCAACAUUUGCUGUACUCAAAAUUUUCAGCGUGAUUAUAGCAGUGACACAUGCUUUUUUAAUCAUAUGGUCAUUGGGUUCAUUAUGGAUUGAUUUUUAUGUCCAAUAUAAAACCCUGGGUCAUUGCCUGUUAUUCUUUUUUAACAUCCUCAUUGCAAACCCAUCCGUUGCAAGCUUCCUCUUCAUACUUUUUAUUUGAGCAUGUCCAUUCAUAGUUAGAGCAGAACAGAACAUCUUCAUUUAUUGAAUGUAAUGUUAGAAAAAAAAAUGCUGGUCAAUUGGUUGUCAAUGUGACAGCUUACAUACCCAAGUCAGUUACGCAGGCGUGUUUGAAAGUAUUACGAAACUAUUUAAGGAAUAGCAAUAUUUGGUACACGACACCAUACAUUACUCGAGAUGGGUUUUAUGUCCAGAAAAGUUCUGCCCGUAUGUGGGCGUAUGUGUGUGUGCUGCCCAGGGCUGAGAUCAAGGUCCCGCCAGCCUGUGAAGAGAUACAAGAAGCUCUUUGCUGACAUUUUCCCUAAGGUCCAGGAUGAACCUCCAAAUGAUCGUAAAAUUGCCAAACUCUGCGAGUAUGCAGCAAAGAAUCCAUUGCGUAUACCAAAGAUAGCCAACCUCUUGGAACAAAGGGGCUACAAAGAAUUGCGGAAUGAGCACUUUGGGUCUGUACAUGUUAUAAUGACUGCAUAUGGCAAAUUACUUUCAUCAUGCAAAGAUCAGAUGCCACUUUUUGCUAUCAGUCUCCUGAGCAUGAUCCAUACACUUCUUGAGCAGAAUCGGCAAGAUGAUAUGCGAAUUUUGGGUUGCCAUACACUGUUUGAUUUCAUUUAUAGUCAGAGAGAUGGGACAUACAUGCAUAAUUUGAAUGGGUUGCUAUCUAAGCUCUGUGGGCUUGCUCAUGAGAAUGGAGAAUACAGUAGAUGUCGACGUCUAAGAGCUGCUGGUCUACAGGCUCUUUCUGCUAUGGUCUGGUUGAUGGGGGAAUGUUCACACAUUUCAGCUGCUUUUGAUGAUAUUGUCUCUGUUACUUUGGACAAUUAUCGUGUUCCUACUGUUGAUCCAGGUCGUAACCAGGAAAGAAGUGACUCACCUCAUAAUUGGGUGAAGGAAGUUCUCAGAUGUGAGGGGAGGGGUGGAGAUUCUCUGCCAAAUUGUGCCUCAGGAAAUCCCAGACCUCAUAUAAAAAAUCCAUCUACACUAACAAGGGAAGAGAUGGAAACACCUAAGGUGUGGUCUCAAAUUUGUAUUCAAAAUAUGGUUAGACUGGCCAAAGAGACAACUACAGUACGCUAUGUCCUAGAACCCAUAUUUCAGUACUUUGAUACUGGAAAGCACUGGUCUCCUGAGCAUGGAUUGGCUAUCUCUGUUCUUCGUGAUAUGUCAUACUUGAUGGAGGGUACAGGAAAUGAUCACUUGCUUUUGGCUGCUCUUAUCAGACACCUGGACAACAAGAGUGUAGUACACCAACCUCAGAUGAAAACCGACAUUGUUGAGAUUGCUGCUAUUUUGGCUAGGCAAGCCAGAUCAAAACCGACAGUUGCUGAAGUUGGUGCAAUCAGUGAUCUAUGCAGACAUCUACAUAAAAGUCUUCAAGCCACAAUGGAGGCAAUAGGUCCACUGGAGGUUAAUUGGAAUGCUUCUCUCCAGGAUGCUAUUGAAGAAUGUCUUACGGAACUCAUAAAACGGGUUGGAGAUCCUGGACCAAUUUUUGAUAUGAUGGCAAUGGCACUUGAGAAGCUGUCUGUAAUACCAGUUGCAGCAAGAGCCACUAUUGGAGCAAUGUCUAUUCUUGCUCACAUUAUAGCUUCAAAGUGUGAUCAUUCAUAUGUGCAACAGGGCUUUCCAGAUUCUCUUUUCCAUCAAUUAUUACAAGCAAUGAUGCACCCUGAUGUUGAAACACGUGUAACUGCCCAUCGAAUAUUUGCUGUUCUUCUUGUUCCAACAUUGGUUUCCCAGUCAGGUUCCCAACAUGACUCAAAGAGGACAUUUUCCAAGCCUGCUUCAGCAUUUGCUUCUGCAACUGCACUGUUUGAAAAGCUUAGGAAAGAAAAGGUAGGCUUACAAGAUGAGAAAAAUGGCAGUGAGGCAUCUGAUGAAACAAAGGAAAGGGAUGGCAUUGAGGAAGAAUGGAGGCAGGAUGGUUUUCGUAAAAGCCCCACUAGGUUUUAUAGCAUUAAUCUUUCUGUUCCUGAUAUGCGAACAAUUUCAAGUAGCUCAAUGGUGAAUGACGUGGGUGCAAUGAGGCUUUCUGGUGAUCAAGCAAUUCAAUUACUUUCUGCACUUUGGAUUCAAGCAAAUUUACCUGAUAACAUGCCUGCCAACUUUGAAGCAAUUGCUCAUACUUUCAACCUGACGUUGCUCUUUUCACAAAUGAAGAAUUCAAAUCAUUGCAUAAUUAUCCGAUCUUUUCAACUUGCUUUAUCCCUAAGGGUUAUAUCAAUUGAUCCAAAUAGCUCUUUACCUCCAUCAAGGCGUAGAUCAUUAUUUACUUUGUCAACAGGCAUGCUUGCAUUUGCAGCCAAGGCUUAUAACAUUCCAGAGAUAAUUGAUGCAUCUAGGGCAUCACUUAGAGAUUCUAUUGUUGAUCCAUACUUGGAGCUUCUAGAAGAUCUCCGGCUGAUUGUAAAAUCUAAUAUAGAUACCAAGGAGUAUGGAUCAGUAUCCGAUGAUUGUGCAGCUUUAGCCUCACUUUCAGCCCUGAUGCUCUUAGAAACUGAAUCCAAUCAGGCUCUUAUUGAUAACCUGAUUCACAGUUUGUCUACAAUGUUUGAUCAGGAGAAGUCAAGUAUAGCUAAAGAACUAUCAGAAACAUUUUCGCCAGACGAUGAAUUUGCCUUUGGUCCACAGCUACUUCUGGAGUCUGGUCAUAAAGCAGUGUUUUCUAAGGAAUCACUUUCAUUUGAUGAGGUUUUACCAGCAAGUUCAGGAAUGGAUGAUGACCUCGUAAGUGAGACAUCUGGCACUGAUCUACCUCGUCUUCUGUCAAAGGCUUCAGCUCCUUCUGCUCCACCAAAUAUUAUAAGUGUUGGUCAGUUGCUGGAAUCGGCACUUGAAACAGCAGGACAGGUUGCUAGUGCAGCUGUGUCGACAUCACCCCUUCCUUUCAGUACAAUGGCUAGCCAAUGUGAGGCUUUUGGUUCUAGCACACGAAGAAAACUCUCUGUCUGGAUGAACCAAGAGGCAAAUCCGGAUACUUUAUUUUUGACAUUUCCUGUUAAUGAAGAACUACGAAGCACAGGCAUACCUCAGAACUUUGAAAAGAAUGAGGGAAAGGUUCUGACAACAGAUACACAAGGCAAUCAAGGAGUGGGAAAAGUUUUGAGCUCACGGAUCUUUGAUCGUGAACCAUUGCCACAUGAACCAUGGCAAGCAAUGCGGCUUCCGGCAGCAAGUCCAUUUGAUAAUUUUUUGAAGGCAGCAGGUUGUUAGGCUUUCUGAUAAUUAUACAUCAAUAUGCACCAUUUUCCAGUUCGUUGUGUUCCUUCACCAUCUAUAUUCUCUUGUUUUACAUGGAGUUCAUUGCCGUGUAUAUAAUAUGCCAUUACUUAAGCUGGUUUUCAUUCAUCCAUGAUUUAGAACACGUUGGAUUGUUUCUCAAUCCAGUGCUAGUUUGAAAGUUAUUUCAAGUUGCAUGACGAAUUUAGAUUUUAUGCUACAUCAUAUUUCUGAAUCUGUUAUCAUUUAAAGAGUUGUCAUAAAUAUUAAUCUUGAUAAUUUCAUCCUUUUAAGAAGUGGAAUGCUUUCCUAUUUACGCAA
Molecule: messenger RNA, 3921 nt
Organism: Cryptomeria japonica (Japanese cedar)
Lineage: Eukaryota; Viridiplantae; Streptophyta; Pinopsida; Cupressales; Cupressaceae
Product: protein SEMI-ROLLED LEAF 2
Exons: 20
Coding region: 562-3594 (1010 amino acids)
Source: RefSeq, a predicted model, not a curated record